Molecule: messenger RNA, 737 nt
Organism: Diabrotica balteata
Lineage: Eukaryota; Metazoa; Arthropoda; Insecta; Coleoptera; Chrysomelidae
Source: the annotation of a GenBank genome assembly
UUUUUAUUUCGUUUAUUAAGCGACGAGAAGUGUUGACCAUGGCUGCUCUAUCAUAUCUGUUGAUUUACGGCAUGCUCCACCAUUUUGUACUAGAUGAUUCCAUGUACAAAGGAAAAUGUACUGUUACUCAAUUUGAUGAAGCAUCAAAAGUUAGAGAAGAAUGCUUGAAAUCUAUAACUGGUGCUUUGGAUCUAGUUAACACUAAGGAAAUUCCGGUAGCAUCACCAAUCAGUUUUGCCAGGAAACAAUGUACGCUUAAAACUCAAAUAAAUGGUUGUGUAGAAAAGGCCAAUGAGAUAGUUAAGGAUUGUUUCGAUACUACUCAAAACCAUGCGAUUGAUGUCUGGAAGAAAAUAGAUACCGAAAUAUAUGAUUAUCUGUGUGGUAACAAGGGUCGUGUGUCCUUUACCUACUAUAGAAGAGAGUCCACCUGUUGGAAAGACGGUGUAGGCAACGCAUCCGCAACUUGCAUUAAAAAUAACAUCAAAUCUGAACUACCACUUUAUGAUAUAGCCAAACUUCAGGAUCACUGCAGUGAAUUCAGCGGUUAUGAGAAGUGCAUGACAGAAGACAUACCAAAAACCUGCCCUCAGGACACUAUUACUAUAUUGCUACCUAUUAUAAAAUCUAUAAAGAAUGGAAUUUGUAACGACAUUGUACCAGGUCAAGACGACUAUAAGCAAUUCUUUAAACAAGCUCUUUCUGGCGACUUCAUGUUUUAGGUUAACUCAUAUUCA